Messenger RNA from Arachis duranensis, 1099 nucleotides. Its product is annotated as vesicle transport v-SNARE 13. Gene Ontology annotation, biological process: vesicle-mediated transport; intracellular protein transport; vesicle fusion. Gene Ontology annotation, molecular function: SNAP receptor activity; SNARE binding. Gene Ontology annotation, cellular component: ER to Golgi transport vesicle membrane; late endosome membrane; Golgi apparatus. Lineage: Eukaryota; Viridiplantae; Streptophyta; Magnoliopsida; Fabales; Fabaceae. The record is from RefSeq and is a predicted model, not a curated record. The coding region runs from base 216 to 881 and encodes 221 amino acids. The transcript is spliced from 6 exons.
CCAAUCACAUAAAAGAGAAAACGCAAGACUCAGUAACGUCAGAAUAACAACACUGACCGCAACAAUCCCACUUACCAUUCAUCCUCCACUAAUAUUCCUUCCAUUGUCGUUUUAUUCCUUCUCCCAAACAAAACGCACCCACCUCUCUCCGCCCAAUUCUCCGCCGUCGUUUCCACUCCUCCGGCCAUAGCAGAGGGCGUAUAAGGUUAUCGACGAUGAGCAACGUAUUCGAGGGAUACGAGCGCCAGUACUGUGAGUUAUCGGCGAAUCUAUCGAAGAAGUGCACUGCGGCUGCUUCUCUUAAUGGAGAGCAAAAGAAGCAAAAGGUUUCGGAAGUAAAGACUGGAAUUGAUGAAGCAGAAGCUUUGAUCCGAAAGAUGGACCUUGAGGCGAGAAGUUUGCAGCCAAAUAUCAAGGCUGUUCUUCUUGCUAAGUUGCGGGAGUAUAAAUCUGAUCUCAACAAUCUUAAAAGCGAAGUUAAAAAAAUUGUAUCUGGUAACCUGAACCCCUCUGCACGGGAUGAGUUGUUGGAAUCAGGCAUGGCAGAUGCUAUGACGGCAUCAGCUGAUCAGAGAUCAAGAUUAAUGAUGUCAACUGAGAGGCUGAACAAGACCAGUGAAAGAGUUAAGGACAGUAGAAGAACAAUGCUGGAAACAGAAGAGCUUGGUGUUUCAAUUCUUCAAGAUUUGCACUCGCAACGACAAUCCUUGUUGCAUGCACACAAUACGCUUCAUGGAGUGGAUGAUAACAUAGGCAAAAGUAAGAAAAUUUUGACCAACAUGUCAAGAAGGAUGGACAGGAACAAAUGGAUUAUCAGCUUCAUUGUGUUCGUCCUAGUUGUUGCUAUAGCCUUGAUUCUAUACUUCAAACUUGCAAAAUAGCCAAUUAUGACUUCUUAUUGGAUUGGGUCACAAGAUACAAGACUAGCAUUAUUUUCCUUGUUCUUGCCCCUCUUUCGGUUUCGAUUAUGUCAAUUGAGAGUGCUUGGACAAAGAUGGUGUGUUGUGCAGUGCUUCUUUCAAUGUAUGGCAUGUGUGUUAUGCCAGCUUUGUAAUGUAAGGAAUUUGAUGAUUUGAUUUUAUUCCUCUUCCACAUGAUA